This is a messenger RNA of Lolium perenne, 2206 nucleotides long. RefSeq names its product U-box domain-containing protein 33. Gene Ontology annotation, molecular function: protein kinase activity; ATP binding. The record is from RefSeq and is a predicted model, not a curated record. Gene Ontology annotation, biological process: protein phosphorylation. NCBI's taxonomy places the organism in Eukaryota, Viridiplantae, Streptophyta, Magnoliopsida, Poales, Poaceae.
UCUUUAAAACCACUACCAGACCAUCUCCUUCAGGCCUUCUAUGAACUGACACUUCCAAGGAAAAGCAGGGACAAAAGGGACAAGGAUGACACUGAUAUUGAUGCCCACAGGUUGAUGAAAAGUGGUGCAUCACAAUUAGUAUACAAGGAGCAACAAAGAUGGAUGACGAGGAGGUUCACAUCGCGGUAGGAAAGAACUUCAGAAAAGAGAAGGCUAACAUACUGUGGUCUACGGUUAAAUUCCCAAGGGCCAGAAUAGUUCUUGUCAAUGUUCACUGGCCAUCCAAGUGGAUGCCCUUCAUGGGUGGCAAGCUGUUAUACAAGUUUGCAGAUGAAAAGGAGAAGGAGAUGCACAGAGGCAGAGAGACAGAAGCAAUGGUCAGGAUGUUAUCACAAUACAAAAGCCUGUGUGAUACAAGAGAGGUUAGGGCGCAUUACAUCACACACGAAGACAUUCUUGGUGGUCUUGUCAACCUGGUAAAGAAGCUCAAAAUUAAGAGAAUCAUCAUCGGUUCAAGGAAGAUGGCAAAGCAAGAGGUCCUUCGCAAAUGCUGUCAGGUUUGGGUGGUGGUCAAUGGCAAAUAUGUGUCCACUAGUAAUGAUCAUCUGAGGCAUACUGGAAGCAUUGGAUAUGGGGGGAGCUCUGAAUUGUUGGCAUCUAUACAUGAGCUGAGCGAUGAAUCUGAUGGAUACACAACACCACAAAGUGAUUUCUAUGAUUCAUUUCAGGCAGAUGAUAUCAUGGAUGGGGAUGGGGUGAUUCAGUUGGAUGGUGCUGAUCAAUCAGCAAAGUAUGAUGUGCAUGAAUCUGAACAAGGCAUUGAGGAAUCAAAUGCUUAUGAAGAGGCGGAAAUUUUUCCGGAUGAGGACACUGAUGAAUCUGACGAGAUACAGAGUUCCAGAAAUAUUUCUGAAAAAACUGCAAAACUGAUGAAAGAAAUGGAGGAACUCCAAAGGAAAUUAAAAGAUCUGCAUGAUGAGGGCCAUAAUCAUGACGAAGACAUCUUGUCACCUAGGAAACAGAAUGAUUUGCCGAGGGAGAGGACCUUAUCGAAAACAAGAUACCCAGAGCUGCAAAUUCCAGAUCACAUUGUAGAGUUUCCCAUGUCGCGUAUUGCGAAAGCGACCAAUAAUUUCUACUCGCAAAAUCUCAUAGGAGAAGGAGGCUAUGGCCCAGUGUACAAAGGAAGACUAGGUGGCGUCACAGUGGCUAUCAAGUUGUUGAGACCCCAUGGUAAACUCCAUGGUAGACAAGGUUUCCCAGAGUUUCAGCAGGAGGUUGUAGUGCUGAGCAGAAUCGAGCACCCACACAUCGUGAAGCUGAUCGGUGUGUGCCAGGAAUCAUGCGCCCUCGUUUACGAGCACCUCCCAAACGGCACGCUCAUGGAUGGGCUCUCCAAGGGGCUCCCCUGGAGGGACCGCAUCAGGAUCCUCGCCGAGCAGCGGUCCGCGCUGGCGCACCUCCACUCCAGCCGCCCCCACGCCAUCAUCCAUGCGGACCUGAAGCUGACGAACAUCCUCCUUGAUGGCGGGAACUCGAGUCGGCUAGGGGACUUUGGCACCGCGCGCGUCGUACAGAUGAAGCCGCUGGAGGAGGACACCAUCUGCCGGCGGACGAACCCGAUGGGCACGAUGGGGUACAUGGACCCCGUGUUCUUCACGACCGGCGAGCUCACCGCGGAGUCAGACGUGUACGCGUUCGGCGUGGUGAUCCUGCAGGUUCUCACGGGGCUGCUCGACCUCAACAUCGCUGAGCAGGUCCAGGAGGCGGUGAAGAUGGACGCCGUGCACGGCCUGCUGGACGCAUCCGCUGGGAACUGGCCCGGGGUGCAGGCAGAGCGGCUGGUGAGGCUGGCGCUAAGGUGCUGCAACAUGGAGCGGAAGCGGCGGCCGACCAUCACCUCUGACACUGACUGGAGACCGCUGGACAUCAUGCGGACCAUGGCGACUGGAAGUAAAUCCCGGAAAUGGAGUCAGGCCAGCUGAAGAAUAAUAGACUACAGUGCAGCGGCAAAACUUGGAGCAAACUGUCAAUGAACAGUAGAAGCACUUCUUUUGUAAAUGGAGUGCUAUCCGUGGAUGCACAUUAAGUAGAACAUGAGUUACAGUACAACAUAACCGAGCAGUGUUUGCUCUUAUUGUAAUUUUAGACCAUUGCACGGCGUUUUUUUGGAACCGUGCACCAAACAUCUCAGGCUAUGACAGCA